AUGAGCCCAGACAACAAGAUGAACUUUAUCAUCGAGGAGUCAACGAAAGUGAACUCAGGAUAUGACCCACUAUACCGGCCUGUUCUGGGUCUUAUACUGUGUAGGUGUCCAGAGGAAGUUUGCGGCAGAGUAACACAAAGCUUCGUCGAUGUCAUUGGCUCACUUAUUCUACUCGCCAGCCCUCUGUCAAUAACAGAACUUGCCAAUCUUCUCGGUACCGGUGCUCGGGAGGUUGCGGGCCAAAUUGAUGCUCUACGGUCUGUGAUCGAUGUUCCAUCUGACAAUGGCAAGAUUAAACUGUUCCAUCUGUCCUUCCGAGAUUAUCUUCUCAGUAAUUCAGCUGGAGAGCUCCAAGUGGAUGAGGCCAAAUGCCACGCAAAACUGGCAAGCAGGUGUAUCAACCUUCUGAAGGCAAAGCUGAAACAGGACAUAUGUGGCCUUGGGUCUCCUGGGACACGUAUUCGGGAAAUUGACCCAGCGAUUUUGGACAAGCACCUGUCCGCAGAAGUCCAGUAUGCAUGUAUAUAUUGGACGUUUCAUUUAAGGCUGUCUGGAGCACGUCUUGGAGAUCCAGAACAGGAUAAGAAUGCUAGAAGUAUCCUUAAGUUUCUCCAGACCUUCUUUUCAAACUGGAUAGAGGUGUUAUGCCUGAUAGGAAAGGUCGCUGAUUCCUUCAUUGCCCUUGACCAACUACAGACUAUUGUUAACGAUGGGGCGGGUGGUCAACUUCUACGAUUUAUCGCCGAUGCAAGGCAAUUCAUUCGUUACUUUCGCGCAGGGAUACAAGAAGCGCCCCUCCAGAUAUACUACUCAGGCGUGAUAUUCAGUCCAAAAGCAAGUAUUGUGCCUCAACCAUUGGCCGACCGACAAUAUCCAGAUUGGAUCGCCCAACCCUCAAAUAUAGACUCUGAUUGGCCACAAAGGUCGCACACCUUCGAGGCCGACGGGCAGUUCAUUUUGCAAAUGACUUUCCUACCUGACGGCAGACUAGUCUCACUAUCCCGUCUCGGGCAGAUCAAAAUUUGGGAUGCAAACUGUGGUUUCUGUCUAUUCACUAUAUCGGGCAAUGAAGACAAAAUGUAUCACUCAUUCUCCGUGUCACGAGACAAUGGCGUUGCAGUGCCGUCUUCCAAUUCAAUCAAGAUCUGGGAUGCAAACAGUGGCACACUCAGCCAAGAGAUUGUCCUAGAAGAUCAUGAUGUUUAUGACGUCGCGUUUACAGACGAUGGCAAGUUUAUUUGCUCAAGGUCGAGACGAAUAGAACGAGACGUAGAAUCCAAUGACUCAGGACUGACUAGUCAUCACUCAGAAGGCGAAGUUGUAACCGAAUCUGAUCAGGAGAUCAUGUGCAUCCACGAUGUCACCACUGGAGAAUGUGUUCGCGAGUUCGGGUCUGGACUCCAGUUUUCCACUCCCAGCUUCUCUCCAAAAGGUCAAUGGAUAACAGUGAAUGAAACAAUGCUCUCAAGAUGGGAUACAUGUAGCGACUUGCUUUGGAUGAACCUGGAGACUGAUGGCAAGCAUAGCGCAUGGGGAUUCUCUGUCGAUGGUACGCUGCUGGCUUCAAUCAACGCACAGAGGCGGCCACCCGAGAUAAAGGUGUGGUGCACGGAAUCAACCAAGUGUUUGCACACGUACACGAUCCCAGAUGAAGACUCGAAGCCCAUGAGUGGCCUAACUUUGACGAAAGACUUGCUAGUAUAUACGUCGGUGACUUGCGAUGCUGUUUUUAUCAAUUUGAAAACAGGCCAAGUAUCCCGCAGACCCGACAUCCGAGUCUUCCAUCAUCUUGCGUUAUCCUUUGAUGGUAAAACCCUUGCCACACUAUUGUUGGGUGGAGUCAUAGGAAUAUGGGACCUUGCGUCAAUAUCUCAAGUCGAGCCCCCCGAUGUACACUUAUGGCCUGUGGAAUGGGUGGCUCCGAUAGCUGAUGGGAAUACCAUUUUGUCUUUGACACGCGGGGAUUCCAGAAUCUGGGACAUCUCUACUUUGCACUGGAGUGCAACGGCCCACCAAACCCGGUAUACCGGAGCCUACUACGCCCCCCCGCUAAAGAUAGCAACUUCGACGAACAAGCCACUCUACGCAACAUGUAGUUUGGAAGAGGUUGUAAUAUGGCACUUCGACCCGGUCCAUGGUAUUAAGCGCCUGCCGCAAGAAUAUGCCACUGCGGCAAACCAGGUGGAAAACAUUGCAAUCUCUGAUAAUGGAGAACGACUUGCUGUCUACCUAUAUGAUGAGCUUCAUGAUGAGCGGCGUGCUGUUCAGAUAUGGGACUUAAGGACUGCCGGUCUGCUACAAACGAUUGACUGUGGCCAAUAUCCAGGACCUGCUAAGACUGGACGUUUUCGAUUGGCUCUUUCGCAUGAUGGCUCGCGAGUUGCGUAUAUGACUGAUGAUUCCAUCAAGGUUCAAAAUGUAUCGAAUCCUCAGUCUUUAACGACCUGCACACUACCGUACCCUGAUGAUGACUCCCUUUCACACUUAUCAUUUGAUAACGGGAGGAUCCUAGCCAUCACGAGAUGGGCCAUACAAAGCUUCGACGAUGAGACCGGCGAGGAGAUAGGAAGGUAUAAACUUGAAGACAGUACUCAAAAGGGUGGAGUAGAAAAAAGCUUCAUCAAUAUUGAGGCUAUCCAUAGCACUAACGAACAGCCCAGACAGCACAUCAGCGACAUCAUGAAACCCUACUACAUUCUGAGAGAUGAUCGUUGGCUCCAUAAGCAUAAAGAGGAUAUACUUUGGCUUCCACCUGAUUAUGUGCCAGAAUCGGCAUGUCUGGUGGGAUCAACCGUCAUCGUUGGCACAAUCUCAGGGCGAUUAUUGUUCUUGUAUUUAAGAAGUUGA
Molecule: messenger RNA, 2847 nt
Organism: Fusarium sp. VM40
Lineage: Eukaryota; Fungi; Ascomycota; Sordariomycetes; Hypocreales; Nectriaceae
Source: the annotation of a GenBank genome assembly